GGAAGCGGGGAGGAAGAAGGGGGGGCGAGUAGAAAGAGAGGGGGAGGCAGAGGCUGCAGAGACCUGAGACAGGGAAGGAAGAGACUGACAGUCACGUGACGGCAGGAUAUAUGAAGGUGAAGUUCGAAAUAAAUUACACAGGCGGCUGUCAAGAUGGAAGCCUGGAGCAAGUUGGUGAAGGAAAAGAAUGAUACUGGCCGAAGCAGAUCUGUUAAUCUGAUGUUGGACCAGCCGAUGUUGCCUAGAGAUCUGCAAUGUUUUUGGUGAAGUGUGGAGAACCGACGUGUAGCCUUAUCUAUUGAGAGUGUUUGGUCGCUGUAAGACCGCGCCUUUCCGCUUUUAAUUUUGCAAGACCGCUUGUUCAGAGGGUCCGGGAACUAAGCUGGGACCCCCCAGGGGAAUGCCGCGCAAGGUUCGCGUGGCGGCCUGGGGGGCGGCCCUCUUUAUCUCAUGGAAUGCCAUUCUCCUCCUCUACCUCAUGAGCCGACCAAAGGGUCCCGAUGCCGCGGACCUCACAGCGCACGUCAUCCGACUGGCAGAAGAAGCCGAAACAGAGUUGGAGAAGCAGAAGGGACUUCUUCAACAAAUCCACCACUACAGUGGUCUUCUCAAACGUCUCCCGGCUCGUCCAGAUGCUGCAGGUGGUCUCGAAUUACCCCAGAGACUUGCUAACGUUUCCAUUCCUUCGCCAACGCCUUUGGCCUCUGACCCGGAAGCGGUGGUCAUUCCCAUCCUCGUGGUAGCAUGCGAUCGUCCUUCCGUCAGAAAGUGUUUGGACUCUCUGCUUAAAUAUCGCCCCUCCGCGGAGCAGUUCCCCAUCAUCGUUAGCCAAGAUUGUGGCCAUGCUGAGACGGCCAGGAUCAUUGACUCGUAUGGAGACGCCAUCACUCAUAUCAAUCAGCCGGACCUGUCUGAGGUGCCUGCCCCGCUAGAACAUAGGAAGUUUCAAGGCUACUACAAGAUUUCCAGGCACUAUCGAUGGGCACUUAACCAGGUCUUCAGAGUGUUGGGUUACAAGGCGGCCAUUGUAGUAGAAGACGAUUUGGAAGUAGCUCCAGACUUCUAUGAAUACUUCUCAGCCACCCAUUCCCUCCUCCGCAAGGACCCCACGUUGUGGUGCGUCUCUGCCUGGAAUGACAACGGCAAGGAGAACUUGGUGGAGCCCAAGGGCAAUUCCAUUCUUCAUCGUUCUGACUUCUUCCCAGGGCUUGGCUGGCUGCUGCUUCAGGAACUUUGGGAGGAACUGGAGCCAAAGUGGCCAGCUGCCUUCUGGGAUGACUGGGUGAGGCGCCCAGAGCAGAGACUUGGGAGGGCAUGCCUGAGACCAGAGUUGCCUCGCACUCGAACAUUUGGAAGGAAGGGGGUUAGCCAGGGCCAGUUUUUUGACCAGCAUCUGAGGUUUAUCAAACUGAAUCAGGACCCAGUAUCCUUCACUAAGAUGGAUCUUUCAUAUCUUCUAAAAGACAAAUAUGAUCCCUGGUUUCUGGGAGAAGUUUAUGAAGCGCCCAAAGCCCGUGCAGAAGAGGUGCUUCAAGGGAAAGUGCCCGGAGGAAGGACGGUGAGGGUCGAAUACUCAACCAGAGACACUUUUAAGGCCAUGGCCAGGUCCUUUGGUGUUAUGGAUGACCUGAAGUCUGGUGUGGCUCGAGUUGCCUAUAAGGGCGUUGUAACUUUUACACAUAGGGGGAGAAGGGUGUUUUUAGCUCCCCCUAAAGACUGGGCAGGCUAUGACCCAUCAUGGAGUUAAGGUGAGCUAUUGUUCCUCCGGAUUUAGGGGAGGACAUGUAGCAGAUAAGGAAAUUUUCUCUGUGAGAGGUUCAGAGGGUCCAAUAUGUUUAGGUGCUAUCUAAUGCCAGGUCUCUGCAAAAAUUUACGCGUUCUAGGUUCCAAGGGACCAGGUUGGAGGUCAGAAGCCACUGACUUUGGCGCAACAUGAGGAUUGUCAGAAACCACUUUGGAGUUGCUGGGAGAUGACCAGGAGCCUUUGAACCUCAAGAACUGUGUGGUAUGAUAGAGCUACACCUACGCACUCAGGAAGAGAUCAUCUCAGCCAACUAUGUUUCACGGCACGGGGGAAGCAAGUCUCUUCCCCUUUUAUUAAUUCACCUCAAUAAAGUGACCUUUAUAGCCAAA
Molecule: messenger RNA, 2133 nt
Organism: Rana temporaria (common frog)
Lineage: Eukaryota; Metazoa; Chordata; Amphibia; Anura; Ranidae
Gene: MGAT1
Product: alpha-1,3-mannosyl-glycoprotein 2-beta-N-acetylglucosaminyltransferase
Exons: 4
Coding region: 401-1747 (448 amino acids)
Biological process (GO): protein N-linked glycosylation
Cellular component (GO): Golgi apparatus
Molecular function (GO): alpha-1,3-mannosylglycoprotein 2-beta-N-acetylglucosaminyltransferase activity
Source: RefSeq, a predicted model, not a curated record